Saitoella complicata NRRL Y-17804 is the source of this 150-nucleotide messenger RNA. RefSeq lists its product as uncharacterized. NCBI's taxonomy places the organism in Eukaryota, Fungi, Ascomycota, Saitoellomycetes, Saitoellales, Saitoellaceae. Gene Ontology annotation, molecular function: DNA-binding transcription factor activity, RNA polymerase II-specific; RNA polymerase II cis-regulatory region sequence-specific DNA binding. The record is from RefSeq and is a predicted model, not a curated record. Gene Ontology annotation, biological process: regulation of transcription by RNA polymerase II. The transcript has a single exon. The annotation marks the transcript as partial. Gene Ontology annotation, cellular component: PcG protein complex; transcription regulator complex.
CGCCGCUACACAUGUCUCUCCUGCCACAAAUCCUUCACGACAUCCGGCCAUCUCGCCCGUCACAACCGUAUUCAUACCGGUGAGAAGAAUUUCGUGUGUCCGCAGGAGGGGUGUGGUGCGAAGUUCUCGAGGCAGGAUAAUUGUAUGCAG